Molecule: messenger RNA, 495 nt
Organism: Acanthisitta chloris (rifleman)
Lineage: Eukaryota; Metazoa; Chordata; Aves; Passeriformes; Acanthisittidae
Gene: GAL
Product: galanin/GMAP prepropeptide
Exons: 6
Coding region: 1-423 (140 amino acids)
Cellular component (GO): extracellular region
Molecular function (GO): hormone activity
Source: RefSeq, a predicted model, not a curated record
AUGCAGAGGUGUGCUAGUGUCCUGCUCCUCUCUUUCAUCCUCUGUGCCACCCUCUCGGAAACGUUCGGGCUGGUUUUCUCAGCAAAAGAAAAAAGAGGUUGGACUUUGAAUAGUGCUGGUUACCUACUUGGGCCACGUCGUAUUGAUCAGCUUUUGAUAAAGGAAAUGCCCAUGGCAAGGGGGAGAGAAGAGGCACCAGGGGCAUAUGCAGUAGAUAACCACAGAUCUUUUAAUGACAAGCAUGGUUUCACUGGGAAACGUGAAAUACUGCCCGAUGAGGACAUUAAAGCAGGGAAUCUUGGGAGACCACUGGCUGACGAAAACAUCGUGCGCACAGUACUUGAAUUUUUGACUUACUUGCAUCUGAAAGAGGUGGGAGCACUUGACAAGUUACCUUCACCAGAGGAAACAAACCAAUCUUGAAGAAUGCAUUUUUAUUUUGUUGUAGUGCAGAUUCAGACUGAACUCUAAACAAAAGAUCCAAAUGAGCUGAAG